AAGUAUCUCAUAUUUAGAAUUUGACUUUGCAUUAAUAAAAAAAGGCAUAAAAAUAUUUCAAAUCAUAUGUGAACGGAAAAUACGAAAAUAUCCAAACGAUAUGAAGUUUGGAAAAUGCCGGCAGCCGGGUACGGAUAUUCACAGGGAACCUGUAUCUUCUCUCUCUCUCCUUCGACUCUUAUGUAUCCUGCGUAUUGUAUAAUCCUCCAGUCAACACGGACGGCUAAACGACCCAACCCAAAGGCCAAAAGCUUCUCGCUCUCUCCCCCCGUCCACUUUUCUUCUUCGAAGAAAAACCCUAAGGCAUCCCAUUUCCUUACCAAUUCAAUUCCAAUUUGGAUUUAUCUCAUCAAAUCAUUCAUAAUUCCUCCUCCGUCUCUGUUUGUUACGAAUUUCUUAUAGAAGAGAAUGUCAUCGGAGAUCGAGGUGGUGGAGGAGGUUGAAUGUAAUAAGGGGGAAAAGGCAUCUGUUAAUGGAGCCAAAGGGAUCGGUAAUGGUGGCGUUGCGAGCGAGGAGAGUCUGAGGAACGAUGUUUACACCGCCGCUGCCUAUGGGGAUUUAGAGAAGCUUCAGAGAUUGGUGGAGAGUGAAGGUUGUUCUGUUUCUCAGCCUGAUAGCCUCGGAUACUACGCGUUACAGUGGGCCGCUUUGAAUAAUCGUACCGCCGCUGCUCAGUAUAUCAUCGAGCAUGGAGGAGAUGUAAAUGCAGUAGAUCAGACUGGGCAGACAGCAUUGCACUGGAGUGCAGUUCGGGGUGCAAUCCAAGUUGCAGAGCUGUUACUCCAAGAGGGUGCUCAAGUAUCUGCUGCUGAUAUGUAUGGUUAUCAGACAACACAUGUUGCAGCUCAAUAUGGUCAGACAGCUUUUCUCUAUCACGUUGUCUCUAAAUGGAAUGCAGACCCUGACAUUCCUGAUAAUGAUGGAAGAAGCCCAUUACACUGGGCUGCUUAUAAAGGUUUUGCUGAUUGUAUACGCCUUCUGUUGUUUCUGGAUGCUUAUAGAGGACGCCAAGAUAAAGAGGGUUGCACUCCUCUCCACUGGGCUGCAAUUAGAGGUAACUUGGAGGCAUGUACAGUACUUGUACAGGCAGGCAAGAAAGAAGACUUGAUGGUGACCGAUAACACUGGCCUCACACCAGCCCAGCUUGCAUCUGACAAGAAUCACAGACAAGUUGCUUUUUUCCUUGGAAAUGCUAGGAGGUUGCUUGACAAACGUUUUGAUGUGAACAGCCGGCUGGGACGUCUCUCAAAGUUAGGGCUUGCUCCUGUACUUUGGUCUAUAAUACUAAUACUUUUGGUGACCUAUAUUCAUUCUGUCAUAAUGGAUUCUAAUUUACCAAGGUUAACAGCUGGCUUUGGCCUUUUUGCGUGGUUGGGUGUCUUCCUAGCAACUGCUGGACUUGUUAUGUUUUAUAGGUGUAGCAGGAAGGAUCCAGGUUUCAUUAGAAUGAAUGUGCAUGAUCCACAAAGCAUGAAAGAUGAUGUGAGCUUCAUUUACCUAGAACCUCUUUUAAGAAUUGAGAUAAAUGAUCCUGCUUUGCUAGCUGGAAAUUGGUCUCAACUCUGUGCAACAUGCAAGAUUGUUAGACCUCUUCGUGCAAAGCAUUGUUCCACUUGCGAUCGUUGUGUUGAACAAUUUGAUCAUCAUUGCCCUUGGGUAUCCAAUUGCAUUGGCAAGAAAAACAAAUGGGAAUUCAUUCUGUUUCUUGUUCUAGAAGUUUCAGCUAUGUUGAUUACUGGUGCAGUGGCUCUGACAAGAGUUCUUACUGAUCCUGCUGCUCCCUCUACAUUUGGAGCAUGGAUAAACCACGCUGGGACUCAUCAUAUUGGUGCCAUUGCAUUUCUGAUUGUAGAUUUUUUCCUCUUCUUUGGUGUGGCAGUAUUAACUGUUGUGCAAGCUUCUCAGAUAUCACGCAAUAUAACAACAAAUGAAAUGGCAAAUGCGAUGCGUUAUAGCUAUCUUAGAGGCCCAGGUGGUCGCUUUAGAAACCCUUAUGAUCAUGGCAUCAGAAAGAAUUGUUCAGAUUUCUUGCUAUUGGGCUACAAUGAAGAUGUGGAGUAUAUUGAAGAUUCUGCAGAUUCUGAGGGGAUUGGAAUGAUGCAUAUGGCAAGGAAUUCAAACUCACAAAAGGGGGAUGCUCACUCUCAUCACGUCAAUGGCAAUGGGCAUGUUGCCAUUAAUGUAAAUUCAGACACUAAAGCCCAUCAGGGUCAUCACCAUUCUUCCCAUUGCUGCCAUAAUAAUCAUAAUCAUAAUCAUAACCAUGCAAAGUCCAAAACAGAUAGCAUUCCCCUGGGUUUGGGUCUUGGUCUUGGACGGAACACCGUUCGGACAGUUGCAGCUUCAUGAUGUGCCCCUGAGAAGACGAAGGUGAUGUGUAACGCGUCCAACUAGCUUUUUGUAAUUUAAUUGAUUGUUGCUCAUUUUGGCGCCUCAAUGGUGUCUAGUCUUGUACAAAAUUUUACAUUUAGAAGGUUAUAGUGGCAGGCAGUGUUCAUGUUAGAUUUAGCAUUCCGUUGUGAAAGUCGAGGUAAAGUGGGGAAAAUAGUGAACACUUACUGUUCUUCCUCUUGGCAGCAUCGGUCUUCCAAUUUGUUUAUUUCUGUGGAUGGUUACACGAAAGGGGUGGUUCUCUCCUUUACUAUCAUCCAAUUUGAAUGUGAGAUCAUUUUACAAUUUGAAAUCCUUGCCCCUGGAGUGCCCUGUUGUUAUCUUGAACUUGUAUAAAUAGCUAUAAUGUGGCACUUUUCAAUC
Messenger RNA from Manihot esculenta (cassava), 2754 nucleotides. Its product is annotated as protein S-acyltransferase 24. Gene Ontology annotation, biological process: protein palmitoylation. The record is from RefSeq and is a predicted model, not a curated record. The coding region runs from base 409 to 2349 and encodes 646 amino acids. NCBI's taxonomy places the organism in Eukaryota, Viridiplantae, Streptophyta, Magnoliopsida, Malpighiales, Euphorbiaceae. The transcript has 13 exons. Gene Ontology annotation, cellular component: Golgi membrane. Gene Ontology annotation, molecular function: protein binding; palmitoyltransferase activity.